Messenger RNA from Doryrhamphus excisus (bluestripe pipefish), 2742 nucleotides. The record is from RefSeq and is a predicted model, not a curated record. Lineage: Eukaryota; Metazoa; Chordata; Actinopteri; Syngnathiformes; Syngnathidae.
UAAAGGCGGCGCAUCGACGAACAUCUUCAGUGACUGUAACUUCUCUUCAGCUCUCAACUUUACAAAAACUUUUAGUUAGACAUUUUUUUUUACACUUUACACCGAGUAGAUGCCGAGCAUCGGCUCCCCGGCUGGAUCCGAAGGGAUGUUCUCCAAACUGAUUGACGAGGAGGCGUUAGACCGCAGUCCAGAUGUGCAUCGGAACGCCCACCCGGUGAGACUCCUGAUGACCGGCGGGCCCGGGAAGUACCGCCUCGCCACCAUCUGCUUGGCUACGCUGUGCGGCGUCCUGCUGAUCUCCAUCAUUGCCGUCAGCGCACACUACAAGAAUAAAGCAGCAGGUGGCGCUGCAGUGCAGGAUGUGGACGCUCUGAGCGCCACCAUCAGCAAGCUGCAGCAGGAAAAGGCGGAGUUGCAGAGCAAACUGGCCGCCGAGACCGCAGCUGCAGGUAGAGGGCGCCACACGGGGUCGCCCGGCGUGAACGUGGAGGUGUCUCAGUCUACGGUCCCCGCCAGAACGCGGGCGACGCCGGCGCCCAUCGUCUGUCCGAUGGAGUGGCUCCUCUUCAACGGCAGCUGCUACUUCAUCUCUCGGCUGUUCAGGCACUGGCCGCAGAGCCAGUCCUACUGCGAGAGCAAAGGAGCUCACCUGGCCAUCAUCCAAACAGCUGAGGAGCAGACGUUCCUGUGGGAUCAACUUCCCAGAGGCCACUGGAACGCAUACUGGUUCGGAAUCACUGACGGCCACACAGAGGACAAGUGGACCUGGGUGGAUGGGACGCCGCUAGUGGGAGGCUUCUGGGAGGAGGGAGAGCCCAACAACCACAUCGACGAGGACUGCGGCUACAUGGUGAAGACCCGGGUCCUGGAGCGGGUGGCGAUCCGAAGCUGGUACGACGCCGCCUGUGACAUGUACCGGCCCUUCAUCUGCGAGAUGGAGAUGGGCGGAGCUCGCAGCACCGCCCUGCCACACUGAGAGGGGAGGGGUCGUGGAACUGUAUCACGUGGAAACACAAUUUAGAUUGCGGAAAAUAGCCUUAAUGCUGUGAUGUUGGAAGUGUUGGAAUGGGUUGAAUAAUGUAGGAAAAUGACAUUUAAUGGGAAUUUACGGUUCGGAAAAUGUGAAAUCUGAUAUUUUUGGCACAUGGAAAAUAAUUAGCCUAAAUGUUUUGAUGUUGAAAGUAAAUGUUUUAUUACAAUACUGUAACUAUUCUUUAGAAAUCACACCGUUUUUGAAUGUUUAAUACGAGCUGCGAUUUGUCCUACUUUUUUGACGGUUAUCGAACGCAGCAUCUACCGUUCUCCGAUGUAUGGUUGUAUUUUGAUGUAUUUCCCCCCUUUUUCUUUCAUCUCAUAUUUGCUCCCGAAUGCUGAUACUAUGCGGGAAUGCAUUAAGGUAAGAUUUGAUGACUCUGAGUGCUAAUGUGCAUCAUUGUGGUAGUUCCAUGCUAAAUGGCUAACGCUAGCAAAACACCGAAGUUCAGCCACGGUUAUCACAUUGACAGCCCGUCAAUAGCAGCUGGAACUCCAAUUUAGCCGGCAGUUCAAUGCCAAAAUCAUCAGAGAGAUGUAAAAAUGUUAAAACCACUGGUUAGUUGGGACACUUUUAUGCCAAGGUAGCACUGUAUAUGACAAUAAUAAUAAAAAACAAUACCUGCACUGCUCCAGUCUCCGGCAGGCCAUGUAAUCCGUGAAGUCAAAACACAGCGACAGUAGAUCCAAACGGCUUUGAAGCUAACUCUACCAAUGUCAAUACUCUUUUCUUUCUCCAUUUCGGCUCAAUAUUAGUUUUAGCUUGUGGCUACAGUUACCACACGUCAAUCAAACUACGGUGUGGGCCGAGGGUCAAACAGGAGGAGCGCACGUCGAAAUAAAUUACCGCCUUAAAAGGGAACUUCCGUUAAGGUGUCAUUAAUGCGUUAAAUUAGUCAUAAUUUGUGUUUAUAAUAUAUGUAUAACAAGGCCCUGGCAUGCCGUAUGAUAGAAGUUUGGACACACCUUCCCUCCUGAGACUUGCCGCACAGGCCUAUGCUGUUGCUCUUCUUAGCCAGCAGGGGGCGGUAAAAGCAGCCAGCGGCUCCAUCAGUGUGAAGGCCAGAGAGGUCACACAAGAGAGAUGAAGAUGAAGACAUGUCACCCCGUGCAUCUUAGUGGGACAGACAUGUCCACACUUGAUUUGCUUUGCAACUUGGUCCAAUUUCUUGUCUUACUUUACCCACUUUGACCUUGAGUGCCAACUGACCUUGAGGAAAUGCCCACUUCCUGUCGUUUGCGUGCCGGCUUGCAUUCAACUGGGACUUCCUCCCAAACGUUUGACUGUAUUUGUCCGGCAGGGACAACUAGGUGAAACGGUUCUACCUCCAACAUGGCCGCCGCUAGCAAUGCAUUUAGGUCCUUAGCGGUAAAGUUAAGGUUUGAUUCCUGAUCCACUUCGCUGUGUGUCAGGAGUGACGCACGUUUCGCCCCGCCUGCUCUAAUUCCCUAACGAGAUUGCUGGUCCCCGGAUAUCCCAUUAGACCCUGAUUAAGUGAGCUCAGCUCGUUAGCACUGACAAAUUGACACCCACCUCCCACCAAGCAAUAAUGCUCCCAGACGCGCCAUCAAAAAGUGGGCGCCCCCCUAAUGUCUGCAAUAUGUGCAGCGUGAUAUUAUUAAAAGUCCUAAAUCGAGCCCCGGGGGUCUGUACGGGAUCUGUCCUGUGAUGGAUAGCUGAUUAAUCCAGGGGGUCCCCCGCCUUUCACC